Molecule: messenger RNA, 3040 nt
Organism: Caenorhabditis elegans
Lineage: Eukaryota; Metazoa; Nematoda; Chromadorea; Rhabditida; Rhabditidae
Gene: gldc-1
Product: Glycine cleavage system P protein
Exons: 11
Coding region: 21-2960 (979 amino acids)
Biological process (GO): glycine catabolic process; glycine metabolic process
Cellular component (GO): mitochondrion
Molecular function (GO): glycine dehydrogenase (decarboxylating) activity
Source: RefSeq, marked reviewed
AACCUUCACUCAUCUCCAAAAUGGUUCUCCUUGGACGAGGAUUACUUGCCGUCGGGCGUGUUGCUUUUCGACGUCCGAUGAUUGUACGACACCUUCAAUAUGAUGCUUUUGUUGAUAGACAUAUUGGACCAAGACGAUUGGAGCAGCAACAAAUGCUCGAUUUUAUUGGAUACAAAGAUCUAGAUGAUCUCACCGGAACCAAUGUGCCAAAUAUGAUCAAAGCAGAGAAGGCUCUAGAGCUUCCAGCACCACUUGACGAAUACAAGAUGCUCAAAGAGUUGGAAGCAAUUGCAGCACAGAACAAGAUUUAUAGAUCUUAUAUUGGAAUGGGAUAUUAUGAUACAAUUGUGCCAGCUGUCAUUUCUCGUAAUAUCCUUCAAAAUAUUGGAUGGAUCUCCCAGUAUACUCCAUACCAAGCAGAAAUCUCACAGGGAAGACUUGAGUCUCUUUUAAACUUCCAGACUAUGAUUGCUGAAAUGACUGGUCUCCCAACAACCAAUGCAUCUCUUUUGGAUGAAGCCACAGCUUCUGCAGAAGCAGUUGCACUGGCUGCUAGAACUACAAAGAGAAACAAAAUUGUCGUUGACUCAUUCUGUCAUCCACAAAAUCUUGAUGUAAUCAGAACUCGUAGUGGACCACUUGGAAUAGAUAUUGAAGUUUCUGAUUCAAUUGAAGGAUAUGCGUUUGAUGAUAAAGUAGCUGCUGUAGUUGUUCAAUAUCCGAAUACUGAAGGAAGAAUUCAUCAAUUCGACGAGUUGAUCGAAAGUGCUCACAAGAAUAAGUCAUUGGUGAUAAUGGUGUGCGACUUGCUCUCGUUAACGAUUCUCCGAUCACCAGGAGAUCUUGGUGCAGAUAUUGCUGUUGGAUCGGCUCAACGAUUUGGAGUUCCAUUGGGUUAUGGAGGACCACACGCUGGAUUUAUGGCUGUCGCUAAGCAUGAUGCGAAGAAUGCAUUGGGAAGAAAUAUUCCAGGAAGAAUCAUUGGAGUUACUAAGGAUGCAAAUGGAAAUCGUGCUCUUCGCCUGGCUCUUCAAACCCGUGAGCAACACAUUCGUCGUGAUAAGGCAACCAGUAACAUUUGUACUGCUCAAGCUCUUCUUGCUAAUAUGUCAGCUAUGUACGCAGUCUAUCAUGGUCCACAAAGACUCACUGAAAUUGCCAGAGGAGUUCACAAAUCAACUGCAUAUCUUGCUUACCAUCUUCGAAAUGCUGGUCACGAAAUUGUACACAAGGACUACUUUGAUACUUUGAAAAUCCGUCUGAAGGAUAAAGCCGCUCUUGAAGAAACGAAAAAGAGAGCCGAGGAAAUGAAGAUGAACUUCCGUUAUUAUGAAGAUGGAGAUAUCGGAGUUUCAUUGGAUGAGACUGUUAAAUCUGAAGAUCUUAUGGAUAUCAUCUACACAUUGAAUGGAGCCACAGAAAAGGAUGUGACCAAGCUUCGUGAAGAACGUUGGGAAGUUGCAUGCCCAUUAAUUGGAAACUCACCACAUUCUAGAUCAUCACUAUUCCUUCAACAUCCGGUAUUUAAUACUCAUCAGAGUGAACAACAGCUUGUUCGAUAUAUGAAACGAUUGGAAAAUAAGGAUGUUUCUCUUGUUCAUUCGAUGAUUCCUCUUGGCAGCUGUACCAUGAAGCUUAACGCAUCUGCUGAACUUAUUCCUAUCACCUGGCCAACUCUAUCAUCUAUUCAUCCAUUUGCUCCUGUAGAGCAGGCCAAGGGAUAUAGUCGUAUCUUUGGAGAUCUUGAGAAGUGGCUUUGUGAAAUCACUGGAUACGAUAACUUCAGCUUGCAACCAAACUCUGGAGCCAAUGGAGAAUAUGCUGGACUUCUUGCCAUUCGGAAUUAUUUGAUUCACAAGGGAGAGGAGCAGAGAAAUAUUUGUCUCAUUCCAACGUCUGCACAUGGAACUAAUCCAGCAUCUGCUCAAAUGGCUAAUAUGAAGGUUGUUGUCGUGGACUCAGAUCAUCACGGAAACAUCAACUACAAGGAUCUGGCAGCUAAAGCUGAGAAGUACUCAAAUCAAUUGGCAGCUAUUAUGGUCACUUAUCCAUCGACUCAUGGAGUAUUUGAGUCAUCGAUUCGUGAUGUUUGUGACAAAGUUCAUGAGCAUGGUGGACAAGUUUAUCUUGAUGGAGCCAAUAUGAAUGCUCAAGUUGGAUUGUGUCGUCCAGGAGACUACGGGAGUGAUGUGUCGCAUUUGAACCUUCACAAGACAUUCUGUAUUCCACACGGAGGAGGUGGUCCAGGUGUUGGACCAAUUGGAGUUAAAAAACAUCUUGCUCCAUUCCUUCCUGGUCAUUCAGUUGUGCCAGUUGAUGGACGUAAAGUUGGAUCAGUUGCUUCUGCUCCGUAUGGUUCAGCAAGUAUUCUUGCAAUUACAUGGGCUUACAUUCGUAUGAUGGGGCCAGUUGGUCUUCGUGAAGCAUCUCAAGUAGCAAUUCUCAAUGCUAAUUAUAUGGCUAAACGACUCGAAAAUGACUACCGUAUCGUUUACAAAGAUGAACAGGGUCUUGUAGCUCACGAGUUUAUUAUGGAUUGUAAGCCAUUCAAGAAGCACGGAAUUGAGGUUGUUGAUAUUGCGAAAAGAUUGAUGGAUUAUGGUUUCCAUUCACCAACGAUGUCGUGGCCUGUGCACGAUUGUCUCAUGAUUGAGCCCACCGAAUCAGAAGACAAAGCUGAAAUGGAUCGUCUCGUAGAAGCUCUUCUCUCAAUUCGUGAGGAAAUUCGUCAAGUUGAAAACGGAAGUCUCGAUAAACAUCUGAAUCCAUUGAAAAUGGCUCCACAUACUCUGGAAAAGGUGACCUCGGACAACUGGAAUAUGCCAUACUCCCGUGAAUUGGCUGCAUUCCCGAAGCCUUGGUGUACCCAUAAAGCAUGGCCAACUGUCGGAAGAGUCGAUGAUCAAUAUGGAGACAGAAAUCUUGUGUGCACAUGCCCCCCAAUUGAAUCAUAUCAGUAAUAGUCGUUUUAGAUUAAGUUUUUAAUUGUCGGGUCCAAUUUCUCUGGUUUUCAUUAUAUUCGAAAAUAAAGGAAUUUACU